Molecule: messenger RNA, 1199 nt
Organism: Aspergillus wentii DTO 134E9
Lineage: Eukaryota; Fungi; Ascomycota; Eurotiomycetes; Eurotiales; Aspergillaceae
Exons: 3
Coding region: 102-1046 (314 amino acids)
Source: RefSeq, a predicted model, not a curated record
CCAAAUUUGGGAAACAUUACAUAGUCGAGGGCUUCAGUCCAAUUUAAACCACAAGAGAAUAGCGAUCACCGACACGGAAACAGUCAUAGAACGCUUAAAAAAUGCCGGAAACCAGAAGGUCAACUAAACCCAAGGCAAAACAAGAUAGGCUAGAUUCCCUGCUGCACAUGAUAUUUAGGGCUGAAACCCCUUUCGGUGUACUGGAAGAUGGCGGACUGGCAGAGAAGGCCCUGCAAGACAACAACAUCAGGCGUAUCGCCUUCGAUUUCCAGGACCUUGACGUUGAAUCCGUCAGAUCCAGCCUUGAACCACCUGUUCUCUUCCGUCCCGUGUAUUCCUCCGUGGUCGAGGCACAUACUGUUAUCCCAAGGUUUGCAGACCCCGAAGAAGAAAAGGAACGCACCGGGUUUCGAGAUUACGAUCCUCCCUCAGACCCAGUCAGAAUGGAAGAAGAGCGUUAUUGGAUUUGGGGGCCCGAGAAAUGCGCAAGAAGGGUUACUACGUAUUUGAAACGAUGGGCCUUUCAUUUCUCAAGACAUAAUUACAAUUGGACAUGGCUUCUCGAUUCCCAGUUGCGGAAAAUUUACAUUCCCAAUCCAUUUUUCGGAAUAUAUGUACAAGGCGCGAAGCACGGAUCAGAAUGGACGAAUGAAUGGCUCCACGAAUAUGAGAAACCAGAUGGCAAAGGCGUCUAUCCGCAUGUUGUUGCCAUAGAACUACACUCUCGCAACGGCAACAACGACAGCAUCCUUCUGGGCGAGCUAUCAACGAUAAUCCAGGCGAUAUACAAUCGCGUCAACCAAGUCAAGGUCAACGAGAAAGGAGAAGAGAUAUGGCCUCGACAAUAUGAGUUUGAGAAUGAGAAACGAUUUCCUGUGUUGACGAUUUCUCUUUUUGGGCCUCAGCAUGGACGCAUUCUCUAUGCUUGUUUGGAUGGUGAAGCUUUGGUUAUUAGACAAUCGCCUAUCUAUAGCUUUGAGAAAAGAGACACGGCGCCGUGGGAUUUCUUCAUGCGUAUGCUGCUCAGCUUUCCGGUGGAAGAAUGACGGCCUGGAAACGAGACCAGGUCACUAGCUUGUCUGGUGUCGUUUCAUGCUGCUACUUGGUUGUGAUGGUGGAAUAUAUGUGUAUCAACAGCGCGGAAUUGCGCCGCACUACUCCAUGCUCUAUAGAAACAUUCCAGCCUACACCAAAUAUUC